AUGUCUAAUUCAGCGAAUCCUUUUACACCAAAUCAACAAUCUAUGCUUCAAGGCUCACGUCGUGGUGCCCGACCUGGUUCUGUGCCUCUUGGAAAUGCCUCGGGGUCUGGCGUUGGAGCAGAUUUGGUUCGUUCUGUUGGCUUACAAGUGGCUCCUACAAUUUCUGGAUCCAACUCUCAGUACUCUUGGGCGUCUGGUGCUUCCUUCAAUUUGCGGUAUUGGCCCGAAGCAGUGAAUUCUUCGAUUGAGAAAGUUCCUGCGGCACGUAAGGGAGCGAAACUGGCUCCUAUUGCUGGUGAAUCUUCGAAAUGUAAUCAGUGUAAAGGACGUAAUGACCACAGUAAUACGUGUGCUUUUGGGUGUAUUACCCUUGGACAGAUCCCAACAGGCGCUUGCGCCGAAUGUAUCGCUAUGGGGACAAGCAAUCGGUAUGAUCGUACUUUGUUCACGAGUUUGAGAGAAGAACUUGGAAUUGUAAAGGGCCUCGAACAACAGGUAGAAUUGGCUGUAAAACAUAACUAUACUUUGCCUGAAAUCGGUUUGUUGUCACAAGUACAAGGUAUUCGUGAACGUUUGUCUACUUUGAUUGCAACCUACUCGCCUGAUAUGGCUCCCGAAGACGCUACCGCGAACGAUACUCCUCGCAAACGUAAACGUGCAGCAAGCGAUGAAGUCGCGAUCGGUGGCCGCAUGAGUCACAAUUUCGCUGCAUUCGGUUAUCGACAUGAUACCCGGACGGGACCGACCCCCGUCCGGACUGACUCAGGGUUCAUGUCGUAUAACAAUUCAUUAUCUGAUCUAAUUCCCCUCGACCAUGACGUGGUCGUUAUUCGUUCUAUAGUCACUGAUACCAGACCGGAAGAACUCAGCAUCCACUACAACAGUCUCGAUCCUGAUGUGAUACAACAGAUGAGUUUUCAAGGUCAGUACUACGAGGAUACCAGGGUAUGGGGCGUUACACAAAACGUUCAUGAAAAGUUGAGAGAUAUCAUUGAACAAAUCGCAAAUACCUACGUCGGCGCCGCGAUCAUUUCAUCUCCAAGUACCAUUCACGUAGAAAGUACAAUCAUCACUGCUGGACAUUCGGAGAGAGCUGUCCUAUUCACCCUGCAACGACUCCCUGAGGCAAAGUAUUCGAUUGGCGGGGAUGAGGAUGUCGAGAUGGGUUAG
Messenger RNA from Tremella mesenterica DSM 1558, 1170 nucleotides. RefSeq lists its product as uncharacterized. Lineage: Eukaryota; Fungi; Basidiomycota; Tremellomycetes; Tremellales; Tremellaceae. The record is from RefSeq and is a predicted model, not a curated record. The transcript is spliced from 6 exons. The coding region runs from base 1 to 1170 and encodes 389 amino acids.